AUGCGCGCAUUGGCAAUUAUUUAUAUUGGUCCUAACAAUUAUCCUGAUUUCAGCUCUGAUUACUUACUUUCUCCUAUUGUCGGUCCCGAUGAGUUACUUGCAAAGUUUCCAAAAACUUAUCUAAUGUGUGGUGAAAAAGAUCCACUCGUUGACGAUACUGUUGUAUUCGCAGGACGUAUACGUGAGGCUAAGAAAAAGAAAAGGUUGUUAGAAAAUGGAGGGAGAUAUGGAGAAGGAUUUAGAAUAAGCAGUAUGAACACUAGUGAUAAUAUAAAUACGGAUUCUGAAGAUUGGGUUGAAGUGAAAAUUAUUCAGGGUUCUAGUCAUGCAUUUUUACAGAUGCCAGCACUAUUACCUGAGAAUAAAGGUGCCAUCAGAGCCUGCGCUUUAUGGAUGCACGAAUGUUGUCAAGAUAAAUCAAUUGACAUAAAUACAAACAGUAAAGAAUUAAUUCAUGAAGAUGAAGGUUUAACAUUCACUUCACAUCGUUCAAAAAAUAGUGGUAUUGCUAAUUUUAAAAAGAAUGAAAAUAGAAAUCUAAUUUAUCAAGAACCAGAACAAAUUCAAGAUCCAACCUUAAUUAAUAAUAAUAUAAACGUCCCACAAUCAUUUCCUAAUGUAUUAUUACCAUCAGAUGAUAAUAUACAAAAAUCCACAACUGCCACUGUUUUGGCUCCUGGGCAUAAACUUUGGGAACAAGAGAAUAUAUUGAAUGAAAAUGAAAUUUUAAAAAGACGACGAGAUACAUUGGUUAGAAAUUUAACGGAAGGCUGUAAUACUGCUAUCACUGUUGAACAAGAAAAAGUGACUAAAUAG
Molecule: messenger RNA, 816 nt
Organism: Dentiscutata erythropus
Lineage: Eukaryota; Fungi; Glomeromycota; Glomeromycetes; Diversisporales; Gigasporaceae
Source: the annotation of a GenBank genome assembly